Messenger RNA from Limanda limanda (common dab), 946 nucleotides. RefSeq names its product GTPase IMAP family member 9-like. Gene Ontology annotation, molecular function: GTP binding. NCBI's taxonomy places the organism in Eukaryota, Metazoa, Chordata, Actinopteri, Pleuronectiformes, Pleuronectidae. The record is from RefSeq and is a predicted model, not a curated record. The coding region runs from base 38 to 883 and encodes 281 amino acids. The transcript is spliced from 2 exons.
GUUUCAAAGUCAGCUUUGACCGUCUCUCCUCCACCACAUGAUGCCUUUAAGCACAACCAAAGACGUCAGCUCUCCAGAUGUCAGCAACCUGAGGAUUGUUCUGCUGGGGAAGACUGGAUCAGGAAAGAGCUCCACAGGAAACACCAUCCUGGGACUACAGAAGUUUGAGACAAAGCCCCUCUCUCUGUCAUCUGUGACAGCUCAGUGCAAAAAAGAAACAGGGCAUUUUGAUGAAAGAACCGUGAGUGUUAUUGACACCCCUGGGGUCUUUGACACAUCGAUGACAGAGCUCGAGUUGAAAAGUGAAAUAGAGAAUGGUAUCGCACUGUCUCUCCCAGGACCUCAUAUAUUUCUGCUAGUGAUGAGAUUGGAUGCACGGUUCACAAAGGAAGAGAAGAGUGCUGUGAAUUGGAUCAAGGAGCACUUUGGUGAGGAAGCCAACAAGUAUACGAUGGUGCUUUUCACUAGGGGUGAUCAACUCAAAGGAGGGUCAGUUGAGAGCGUUUUAGCCGAAUGUCCUGAACUCAGGGAGCUCAUCAGUGACUACAAAGCUGGCUACAUGGUGUUCGACAACACAUGCAUGCAAAACCGCACACAGGUGGCUGAUCUCUUUGAAAAAAUAGACAAGACAGUGCAAUUGAAUGGAAGUCAUUACACCAGCAGCAUCUACGAGGAGGUGCAGAGGAAGAGGAGAAACGCGGAGUGGUGGAAGAAGUGCGGAGAAAGAGUGAACACUCUCAGCGGUCACCUGCUGACGGCAGCAGUUGCUGGGGCUGUAGCAGCAGGGGGACUUGCCAUCCCAACAUGGUCACUAUUAGCGAUCGCAGGUUCAGGAGCUGUUCAUUUCACGUGGGGGUGGCUCAAACCUAAACCUAAACCUUAACCUAAAUAACUCUUGUAACUUUUCUGUUUGAUUUGUAAAAAUCUAAUAAAGGUUAAAAACGUG